Molecule: messenger RNA, 1041 nt
Organism: Emiliania huxleyi CCMP1516
Lineage: Eukaryota; Haptophyta; Isochrysidales; Noelaerhabdaceae
Exons: 3
Coding region: 1-1041 (346 amino acids)
Biological process (GO): positive regulation of transcription by RNA polymerase II; mitotic cell cycle
Cellular component (GO): nucleus
Molecular function (GO): RNA polymerase II cis-regulatory region sequence-specific DNA binding; DNA-binding transcription factor activity, RNA polymerase II-specific
Source: RefSeq, a predicted model, not a curated record
AUGGCCGGGGAACCGCUGCUGCCGCGAGAGGACGUGAUCGCGUACGCCGCAUCCAAGCGUAAAAGUGAGGACGCGCCCUUCACGGCGACCACCACCAUCACCCCCUCCUCCUCGUCGGGCGACGCCAAGGCGGGCGGGUACAAGCAGCUGCUAGAGGAGGGCGAGGAGCCGCCUGCGGCGGCGCGGGGUGGCGUGUGGGGCGCCUUUGACGCGGCGCGGCAGUGGGUCGGCGACGUGGUUGGCAGCGCGUACGAGUAUGUCAAUAAGCGGUGCGGCAUCGAGACAAAGAUCCGGCAGGCGCGCAGCUGUGCGCGCAUAUCGAUUCGCAAAUGCGUGCCGGCGCCGAUCCAGAAGCGACUCCCCUGCUUUGGGUGGAUCGACGAGGCGCUCAAGCCAGGCCCCAUGUACGACGACGAACCCAAAACGCUCGAAGGCGCGAGCAAGGCCGCGCGAAAUACACAUGCGGCGAGAAGCAAGAUGAGAACGGCGUGUUUUGAGGUAGGCAUCCAAAAGAAGACGGACGAGAUGCGCGCGGCGUUCAGAGAGGACGCACAGCGGCGUCUCGCGAAGUUGGCGGGUGGCUCCCUGCCCGUGAAGCCCGUGACUGUUCGGCCGAACCAGCAAGGCUCCGCGAAAGCCAUGGCGGAGCGUAUCGUCUCCAGGUGCGGCGCGCCGAAAAAGGGGCACAAGUGCACCGCGGUCGAGUUCGACUUCCAAACGGGACAGCCAUUGCUUCCGAAGAAGGACUGGAGCAGGGAGGAGGAUGAGCUGAUUGUGCGCGAGGUGGUGUCGAAUGGUGGCCGUUGGCGCAACAUCGCCAAGCAGCUGUCGGGCCGAACCGACGACGCCGUGCGCAAUCGAUGGAAUCGCCUCAACUCGCUCAUGGGCGGCGGUGGGCGCGCCUCCAAAGAGGAGAAGCCUCAAGGAUGGGGGGUGCACGCUGAUGAUCCUGGUAGCAGAAACACCCAAGGCCAAGCCAGCGAGGUUGUCGUCGAGCAAGGCGAAGGCCGUCGUGAGAAGCGUCAAGCGUGUGAAGCAUGA